CAAACCUUCCACCUUCAUCUCCAACAACUUCAAUCACAACAAAGUUAUGGCUUUGAGAAUCGCAGCAGCUUCUACAUCGCGUAUUGCAAAACCCUAUAACCCAUCACCACUCUUUUCAGCUUCAUUCCAAAAUCUCAAUCUCAAAUUCAAUCUUCCUCCUCGUCUUCCACAGGCCAACGCUUUUUCACCAAUUCGCAAACCUGGGUCUCAAUGUUACAUUCGAGCUAUUAGUGAUGCAGCUGUAGAAUCUACAAUUUCUAAGAAACAAGAGGAAGAAGAACAGUCUCCUAAAGAUUGGAAGAUUAAAAUGCUAUAUGAUGGAGAUUGUCCACUAUGCAUGCGAGAGGUGAAUAUGCUACGAGAGAGGAAUAAGAGUUAUGGCACCAUCAAGUUUGUUGAUAUAGGCUCAGAUGAUUACUCUCCCCAGGAGAAUCAGGGCCUUGACUAUCAAACUGCUAUGGGAAGAAUUCAUGCUAUUCUAUCGGAUGGAACUGUUGUCACCGAUGUUGAAGCGUUUAGGAGAUUAUACGAAGAAGUUGGUCUUGGUUGGGUUUAUGCCGUUACAAAAUAUGAACCAAUUGCAAAAAUUGCUGAUUCUGUAUAUGGUUUUUGGGCUAAAUACCGUCUUCAAGUUACAGGACGGCCACCUAUGGAAGAAAUUUUAGAAGCUCGAAAGAAGAAGGGUGAAUUAUGCAAAGACAACAAUGCUUGCAGGAUGUAAAUUUUCACAAUAUCUGACUUUGCUGAAAACUUGGAGAAGGCUUGUCGCUGAAGCAGGUCUAUGUAUGAUCUUAUUUAUAAAAUGCAGUCAAUAUAGAUGGUGUCACGAAAUUUUACGUCUCCCUCACAUAUGCGUAUAGAUAACCUUUUUCCAAAUUUUGCUGCAAUGGAUCUUGGCUGGCA
Molecule: messenger RNA, 903 nt
Organism: Trifolium pratense (red clover)
Lineage: Eukaryota; Viridiplantae; Streptophyta; Magnoliopsida; Fabales; Fabaceae
Exons: 8
Coding region: 47-721 (224 amino acids)
Molecular function (GO): protein-disulfide reductase activity
Source: RefSeq, a predicted model, not a curated record